GCGCUUCCGCCGGCCCCUCGCCUCGGCGCUGACAGACGGGCCGCGGCCUCGCGCGCGUCGGCAGCGAGCAUGGGUGACAAGAAGAGCCCCACCAGGCCGAAGCGGCAGCCGAAGCCCGCCUCGGAUGAGGGCUACUGGGACUGCAGCGUCUGCACCUUCCGGAACAGCGCCGAGGCCUUCAAGUGCAUGAUGUGCGAUGUGCGGAAGGGCACCUCCACCCGGAAACCUCGCCCUGUCUCCCAGCUGGUCGCACAGCAGGUCACUCAGCAGUUCGUGCCCCCUACCCAGUCGAAGAAAGAGAAGAAAGACAAAGUAGAGAAGGACAAGAGUGAGAAGGAAGCAGCUAGCAAAAAGAACUGUCACAAGAAAACCAGACCAAGAUUAAAAAAUGUGGACCGGAGUAGUGCUCAGCACUUGGAAGUCACUGUUGGAGACCUGACAGUCAUUAUUACAGACUUUAAGGAGAAAGCCAAGCCAGCGCCGGCAUCCAGUGCUGCUGCUGGGGACCAGCACAGCCAGAGCGGCUGCAGCUCCGACAACACUGAGCGGGGAGUGUCCAGGUCCUCCUCACCCCGUGGAGAAGCCUCUUCCCUGAACGGAGAGUCUCACUAAACAUUCUCGCUCCACUUAGUCAUGCCUGUCCUCCAUGGAAAUACGGAUUAUGCCAACAACUACCACAUUUCCAUGACAGACACACUCAUGCAUAACCUAUAAUUUGAGUUUUACAUGAAGUAUGAAUUUGCCAGGAUUUAUUAGAGUUUAUUGCGGUGUAAGCUACCGAACAUUUCCAGACUUAACAUUUUGGUCUCUGCUAUUA
Messenger RNA from Arvicanthis niloticus (Nile rat), 817 nucleotides. RefSeq names its product YY1-associated factor 2-like. Gene Ontology annotation, biological process: positive regulation of DNA-templated transcription. Gene Ontology annotation, cellular component: nucleus. Lineage: Eukaryota; Metazoa; Chordata; Mammalia; Rodentia; Muridae. The record is from RefSeq and is a predicted model, not a curated record. Gene Ontology annotation, molecular function: transcription coregulator activity; DNA binding.